Lottia gigantea (owl limpet) is the source of this 730-nucleotide messenger RNA. RefSeq lists its product as hypothetical. Bases 89 to 406 code for a protein of 105 amino acids. The record is from RefSeq and is a predicted model, not a curated record. NCBI's taxonomy places the organism in Eukaryota, Metazoa, Mollusca, Gastropoda, Lottiidae. The transcript has a single exon. Gene Ontology annotation, cellular component: mitochondrion.
GCUAGAAACGUGAAAAAUAAGAUAAAAUAAUAUCUGUUCCUAACCUAACAAAUUUAUGAGCGUGUGACCAGUCUUAUAGGCCAGUAAAAUGGCUUCAAAUUAUGCUAAGCGUAUGAAUCGACUCGCUGGGCGAAUAUUUGGAGAAGUUACACGACCUUUCAAACCAGGCCAACAACGAAUUGUUCGAAUUUUUGCAGAAAAACCUGUGCAUAAGAAAAUGGAGGUCAUGGAAUAUUAUCCGAGAGUGAACUAUGUUAACAAUCUCAUGAAGGUUCUCAGAAAUCACGGAUUGUAUAGAGACGAACAUGCAGAUCUCGUGGAGGAAUAUAAAGAGAGAAGAGAAGCUCGUGGAAAAGUGAAGCCAAAGAAAGGAGAAGGCAAGAGGUCAUUGAAAAGAAAGGGCUGAGCGUGAAAGAGAAAGUUUUAGCUAUUAUGAUGAAGAAUGUGUUGAAAGGAUGUUUUAUAUGUGUGUUUAUUACAUUAAAAUGUGCCAUUAGUUCUGUACCAUAAUGUCAUUAUGUUUCAUUAAUGAACAUCCACAGAAGAUAUUUAGAUAUCGUACAAACAAUAUUGAUAUGAGAAGGAAAGAAGUUGUAAUUGCAAGACCUUUGUUUUUUAAUAACCAAUGGCAAGAUUCUGUCAUGUUAUAUAUUAUAGUAAAAUUUAGCAUUUUGUUAAAAAUUUAUCACAUUCUUGAAUGUUUAUGAUAAUAAAUAUAAUUUCAUUGUGA